Messenger RNA from Phacochoerus africanus (Common warthog), 937 nucleotides. RefSeq names its product C-type lectin domain family 1 member B (gene CLEC1B). The coding region runs from base 198 to 878 and encodes 226 amino acids. Lineage: Eukaryota; Metazoa; Chordata; Mammalia; Artiodactyla; Suidae. The record is from RefSeq and is a predicted model, not a curated record. The transcript has 6 exons.
AUGUAUCUCUGAGAAGCUAUUAAAAGGCUUCCUGGAAAGAAACAAAACCCAAAAAACAAAAAAACCAUGUGCCCCAUUGCAUAUGGCUCCACCUUACCAGAGAGAAAGGAUCACAGGCUGGUAGAAAUUGAAAUCGAAGUGGACCCAACAUUUUGCAGUCAUUGAAGCCUGAGCUCACUUGCAGUCCAAGGAAAGCCAUGCAGGAUGAAGACGGAUAUGUCACCUUAAAUGUUAAAACUGAAAAGCCAGCUCUCACUUCAGGUGAUCCUGCUGCAUCCUCUCUGUGGCGUGUGAUGGCUUUGACUCUGCUGGUCUUAUGCAUGGGGAUGGUUUUUGGGCUGGUGGCUCUGGGCAUUCUGUCUAUCACGCAGCAACACUACCUACGAGCUGAGAAUGAACAUCUCUCAGGAACUCUGAAGCAAUUAGCAAGGAAGGUCUGCCAAGAUUUAAUAAAACAAUCAGGACAAGAGGAAAGACAUCAGUGCAGCCCAUGUGAGAAAAACUGGAGAUAUCAUGGAGACAGUUGCUAUGGAUUCUUCAGGCACAACUUGACCUGGGAAGAGAGUAAGAAGUACUGUAUCGACACCAGUGCUACGCUUCUGAAGAUCCCCAGCCAGAAUAUUCUGCAAUACCUCACCAGCAGGACUGGAUUAAUCCGUUGGGUUGGAUUGUCCCGCCAGAACUCCAAAGAGGCCUGGAUGUGGGAAGACGGCUCAGUCCCCUCCAAAAAUAUGAUUAAGUUUUCUGGAAAUGGAACAGAAAAUAUGAAUUGUGCUUAUUUUCAUAAUGGAAAAAUCCACCCUACCUUCUGUGAGAAUAAACAUUAUUUAAUGUGUGAGAGGAAGGCAGGCAUGCCAAAUGUGGACCAACUACUUUAAUGCAAAGAGAUGGGCAGGAUGUCACAGACAAGUGCUUGAUUGUAUAAUAAAAGAUCUGG